CUCUUUCUCACAGAGACUUCCGGUUUCCGCCAUUGUUGAAGCUCGAAUUUGCUUCAUUCUCAGUUACUGAAUUUUCAAGAGUUUGGGUUUGAUUUGGAUUGAAAAGGAAGCUCUAACGCUUCGCGAGCUGUCGCAAUUCAGUAGUUCCAUUGGGAAAAAAAGUUUUGGAUUUGAAUUGGAGGAAAUGAGGUAGACGAGAGUGAUGAUUCUCUGGCGAAAGUGCCGAGCUUUGAGGUAGUGAGAAGUAGGGGAGUUCUUCGGCAUUUGCAUUGCCGACGAGAGGCCAAGAAGAAAUCCUAAGUGGCGUAUGGUGCAAAUGUCAAAGUCUCCCUCCCCAAAACGACGAGACCCUGUGUCUUCCUCUACCUCUCCGCCUGGGGACUCAAAUGGAACUGGGGAAAUGGAUGAUGCAGAAUCUACUAUGACGACUGUUGCUCAAUUUGUUGAGCAACUACAUGCAAACAUAUCUUCGCCAAGUGAGAAAGAACUUAUUACAGCACGAUUGCUAGGUAUUGCUACAGCAAGAAAGGAUGCCAGGGUGCUUAUUGGUUCUCAUGCCCAGGCAAUGCCAUUAUUCAUAAGCAUUCUCAGAAGUGGGACCCCUGUGGCUAAAGUUAACGUCGCUGCAACCUUGAGUGUUCUGUGCAAGGAUGAAGACUUGCGUCUUAAGGUUCUUCUAGGCGGGUGCAUCCCACCUUUGCUCUCGCUUUUGAAAUCUAAAUCUAUUGAGGCCAGGAAAGCUGCAGCGGAGGCUAUAUAUGAAGUUUCUGCUGGUGGACUUUCUGAUGAUCAUGUUGGUGUGAAAAUAUUUGUAACGGAAGGUGUAGUACCAACCUUAUGGGAUCAACUCAAUCCAAAGAAUAACCGGGACAAAGUGGUAGAGGGAUUUGUCACCGGGGCUUUGAGAAAUCUUUGCGGUGACAAGGAUGGUUAUUGGAGAGCAACACUUGAGGCUGGAGGAGUGGAUAUAAUUGUUGGUCUUCUGUCUUCUGAUAAUGCUACUGCUCAGUCUAAUGCAGCUUCUCUCUUGGCUCGUCUGAUGUUGGCUUUCAGUGAUAGCAUCCCCAAAGUAAUAGAUUCUGGAGCAGUUAAAGUUUUGCUUCAGCUUGUUUCUCGGGAAAAUGAGAUUUCUGUGCGUGCAAGUGCAGCAGAUGCUUUGGAAGCACUUUCCUCAAAAUCAGCAAAAGCCAAGAAGGCUGUUGUAGAUGCAAAUGGCAUUCAAAUUCUUAUUGGGGCGAUAGUUGCUCCAUCUAAAGAGUGUAUGCAAGGACAGUGUGGUCAGGCUUUGCAAGAGCAUGCUACACGAGCUUUAGCAAAUAUUUGUGGUGGGAUGCCUGCUUUGGUUUUAUAUCUUGGAGACCUUUCACAAUCCCCUCGUCUAACUGCUCCAGUUGCUGAUAUUAUUGGAGCUUUAGCUUAUACUUUGAUGGUUUUUGAGAUGAAAUCUGGUGGUGAUGAGGAGCCUUUUGAUGCGAGGGAAGUAGAGGAUAUUCUAGUAGUGCUACUUAAGCCUCGUGAUAAUAAGCUAGUGCAGGACCGCGUGCUUGAGGCCAUGGCUAGUCUUUAUGGAAACAACUAUCUUUCAAGAUGGAUUAAUCAUGCAGAAGCCAAAAAGGUUCUUAUCGGACUUAUAACAAUGGCUACUACUGAUGUGCAAGAGUAUCUGAUACAGUAUUUGACAAGUUUGUGCUGUGAUGGUGUUGGCAUUUGGGAGGCCAUAGGCAAGAGAGAAGGAAUUCAAUUACUUAUUUCAUUGUUGGGCUUAUCAAGUGAGCAGCAUCAGGAGUAUGCUGUUCAGUUGCUGGCAAUCUUAACUGAUCAGGUUGAUGAUAGCAAGUGGGCUAUCACUGCUGCAGGUGGAAUUCCCCCAUUGGUACAGUUGCUAGAGACAGGCUCUCAAAAGGCAAAGGAGGAUGCUGCACAUGUUUUGUGGAAUUUAUGCUGCCACAGUGAAGAUAUCCGUGCUUGUGUUGAAAGUGCUGGAGCAAUCCCAGCAUUCUUAUGGCUCUUGAAAAGUGGUGGAUCGAGAGGCCAAGAGGCCUCAGCAAUGGCACUUACUAAGCUUAUCAGGACUGCAGAUUCUGCCACCAUCAACCAGUUACUCGCUUUGCUCCUUGGCGACACUCCAAGCUCAAAGGCCCAUAUAAUCAAAGUUUUGGGUCAUGUGCUCACAAUGGCGUCGCAGAAGGAUCUUGUGCACAAGGGUUCUGCACCUAAUAAAGGGUUAAGAUCUCUUGUCCAGGUUCUUAAUUCAUCAAAUGAAGAAACUCAAGAAUACGCAGCUUCAGUCCUUGCUGAUUUAUUCAGCACAAGACAAGAUAUUUGUGAUAGUCUUGCAACUGAUGAGAUUAUACAUCCUUGCAUGAAGCUUCUGACCAGCAACGCCCAGGUGGUUGCAACACAAUCUGCUCGUGCAUUAGGUGCUUUGUCUCGUCCAACAAAGACUAAAUCACCAAACAAGAUGUCUUAUAUUUCGGAAGGGGAUGUCAAACCUCUUAUCAAGCUGGCUAAAACUUCUUCCAUUGAUGCAGCUGAAACUGCAGUUGCUGCUUUGGCCAAUCUUCUAUCUGAUCCGCCGAUUGCUGCAGAAGCCUUGACAGAAGAUAUUGUUUCUGCAUUGACAAGAGUACUAGGAGAAGGAACUUUGGAAGGUAAAAAGAAUGCAUCACGUGCCCUAUAUCAAUUACUGAUGCAUUUUUCGCUAGGUGAUGUGCUACCAGGAAACGCUCAGUGUCGUUUUGUUGUUCUCGCUCUUGUGGACUCCUUGAAUUCAAUGGAUUUGGAUGGGACUGAUGCUGCAGAUGCUUUAGAAGUGGUAUCACUUUUGGCUAGGACAAAGCAGGGCGUGAACUUCACAUACCCUCCUUGGUCUGCCCUUGCUGAAGUUCCUUCAAGCCUAGAGCCUCUGGUGUGCUGCUUGGCUGAUGGGCCUCCUUCCUUGCAAGAUAAGGCCAUCGAAAUUCUUUCAAGGCUUUGCGGAGACCAAUCAGUAGUGCUUAGCGAUCUGCUGGUUGAUAGAUAUAGAUCCAUUAGCUCACUAGCUGAUAGAAUAAUGAACUCAUUGAGUUUAGAAGUGAGAGUUGGAGGGGCUGCCUUACUAAUUUGUGCUGUGAAAGAACACAAACAACAAUCUAUGGAAACACUUGAUGCAUCAGGAUAUUUGAAAUCUCUCGUAUGUGCUUUAGUAGACAUUAUGAAGAAAAAUUCUAGCUGCUCCUCUUUGGAAAUUGAAGUCAGAACUCCUAGAGGUUUUAUGGAAAGAACAGCAUUCCAGGAAGGAGAUGACUUUGAUAUUCCUGACCCAGCCAGUGUAUUGGGGGGUACGGUUGCCUUGUGGCUGUUGUCCUUAAUAGCUUCCUUUCAUACAAAAAACAGAGUCGGUAUUUUGGAAGCUGGUGGACUUGAGGCUCUUUCUGACAAGCUUGCAAGUUACUCGUCCAAUCCACAGGCAGAAUAUGAGGACACAGAAGGCAUAUGGAUUAGUGCCCUACUUCUUGCUAUUUUGUUCCAAGAUGCAGAUGUUGUUUCAUCUGCUACAACAAUGCGCAUAGUACCUUCACUUGCUCUUCUGCUGAGAUCUGAAGAAAUGAUUGACAGAUUCUUUGCUGCACAGGCAAUGGCCAGUCUUGUCUGUAAUGGUAGUAAGGGACUCAAUCUUGCCAUUGCAAAUUCAGGUGCUGUUUCUGGGUUAAUAAACUUAGUUGGCUAUAUAGAGUCAGACAUGCCAAAUCUUGUUGCUUUAUCAGAAGAGUUUUCUCUGGUGCGAAAUCCUGACCAAGUUGUUUUGGAGCACCUCUUUGAUAUUGAAGAUGUAAGAUUUGGGUCCACUGCACGUAAAUCUAUACCACUUCUAGUUGAUCUCUUGAGACCAAUACCAGAUAGACCCGCUGCCCCUCCAAUCGCUGUCCAUCUUUUGACACGUAUUGCAGAUGGCAGUGAUGCAAACAAAUUAAUUAUGGGUGAAGCUGGAGCUCUGGAUGCUCUGACAAAGUAUCUAUCUUUGAGCCCACAAGAUUCAACAGAAGCCAGUAUAUCUGAAUUAUUUAGAAUAUUGUUCAGCAAUCCUGAUCUGAUCCGAUACGAAGCAUCAGCAAGUUCCUUAAAUCAACUUAUAGCUGUCUUGCGUCUUGGGUCAAGAAGUGCCAGAUUCAGUGCUGCAAGGGCUCUACAUGAGCUUUUUGAUGCAGAGAACGUCAGAGAUUCGGAACUCGCGAGACAGGCUCUCCAGCCAUUGGUUGACAUGCUUAAUGCUGCAUCUGAGAGUGAGCAAGAGGCUGCUCUUGUCGCGUUGAUAAAGUUGACUUCAGGAAAUUCUUCAAAAGCAGCUUUCCUGAUUGAUGUGGAAGGAAACCCACUUGAGAGUCUGUACAGAAUAUUGUCUUCUGCUUCAUCCUUAGAAUUGAAGAGAAAUGCAGCCCAGUUCUGUUUUGUUCUUUUUAGUAACAGCAAAGUCAGGGCAAUUCCAAUUGUCUCUGAAUUUAUAGAGCCCUUUAUAUCCUUAAUGCAAUCUGAUACAAAUGCAGCUGUUGAAGCCGGAGUUUGUGCUUUUGAGAAAUUGUUGGAUGAUGAACAACAGGUGGAGCUUGCAUCAGCCUAUGAUAUUGUAGAUCUUCUUGUUGGCUUGGUAUCUGGGACAAACUAUCUGCUAAUUGAGGCCAGCAUCUGUUCUCUCAUAAAGUUGGGGAAAGACCGGACACCACGCAAAUUGGAUAUGGUCAAUGCUGGAAUUAUUGAUAAGUGUCUUGACCUAUUACCCGUUGUUCCCAAUUCAUUAUGCUCCUCUAUUGCAGAACUAUUUCGUAUUUUGACAAAUAGUAAUGCAAUUGCUCGAAGUUCAGCCGCUGCAAAUAUUGUUGAACCCCUUUUCCUGGCUUUACUUCGUUCAGAUAUCAGUUUGUGGGGACAGCAUAGUGCAUUGCAGGCUCUUGUAAAUAUUUUGGAGAAGCCACAAAGCCUUACGACUUUAAAACUCACUCCUAGCCAAGUCAUUGAACCUCUCAUCUCAUUUCUAGAAUCCCCAUCUCAAGCCAUUCAACAACUUGGCACAGAAUUGCUCUCUCAUCUUCUUGCACAGGAACAUUUUCAACAAGAUAUUACAACAAAGAAUGCUGUCGUCCCUCUUGUGCAGCUAGCUGGAAUCGGAAUAUUGAAUUUACAGCAAACUGCAAUCAAGGCAUUGGAGAAAAUCUCCACCAGUUGGCCAAAGGCUGUUGCUGAUGCUGGAGGAAUUUUUGAGCUUGCAAAGGUGAUCAUUCAGGAUGACCCUCAACCACCUCAUGCACUGUGGGAGUCAGCUGCUUUGGUCCUCUCUAACGUUUUACGCUUUAAUGCUGAGUACUAUUUUAAAGUUCCCGUGGUGGUUCUUGUGAAAAUGCUGCACUCAACACUUGAGAGCACUAUCACUGUGGCUCUUAACGCCUUAAUUGUUCAUGAAAGGAGUGAUGCCUUAAGCGCCAUACAGAUGACUGAAGCUGGAGCCAUAGAUGCUCUUUUGGACCUUUUAAGAUCUCAUCAGUGUGAAGAAGCAUCUGGAAGGUUACUUGAAGGACUAUUUAAUAAUGUGCGGAUACGAGAGAUGAAGGUCUCUAAGUAUGCAAUAGCACCUUUGUCCCAAUAUCUGUUAGAUCCACAAACCAGAUCGCAAUCUGGUAAGCUUCUUGCAGCUCUAGCUCUUGGAGACCUUUCCCAGCAUGAGGGACUUGCCAGAGCUAGUGAUUCUGUUUCUGCCUGUCGUGCAUUGAUAAGUUUGCUUGAAGAUCAGCCCACAGAGGAUAUGAAAAUGGUAGCAAUCUGUGCAUUGCAAAACUUUGUCAUGCACAGCAGAACAAAUCGGCGAGCUGUCGCAGAAGCAGGUGGCAUAUUGAUCAUUCAGGAAUUACUACUGUCUCCCAAUCCAGAAGUCUCUGCACAGGCAGCAUUGCUGAUCAAAUUUUUAUUUUCUAAUCACACACUUCAAGAGUAUGUGUCAAACGAGCUAAUUAGAUCAUUGACAGCUGCACUUGAAAGAGAGAUGUGGUCCUCGGCAACUAUCAAUGAAGAGGUCUUAAGAACCUUGCACGUGAUAUUUUCCAACUUCCCCAAGCUCCAUAUCUCCGAAGCAGCUACUCUCUGCAUUCCCAAUUUAAUAGGAGUUCUAAAAUCUGGUAGUGAGGCAGCUCAGGAAUCUGUAUUAGACACCCUAUGCUUGUUAAAACAAUCUUGGGCAACCAUGGCAAUAGAAAUAGCAAAAUCUCAAGCCAUGAUUGCUGCUGAAGCCAUUCCCACACUGCAAAUGCUCAUGAAGACCUGCCCGCCGAGUUUCCAUGAGAGAGCAGACAGCCUUUUACAUUGCUUACCCGGUUGCUUGACUGUUACAAUUAGGCGUGGAAUCAACCUCAAGCAGGCUAUGGGAAGCACAAAUGCCUUUUGUCGAUUAACAAUAGGCAACGGUCCUGCUCGACAAACCAAGGUAGUGAGCCACAGUAUUUCUCCAGAGUGGGAAGAAGGGUUUACAUGGGCAUUUGAUGUACCUCCGAAGGGACAAAAGCUUCACAUCGUUUGCAAAAGCAAAAAUACUUUUGGGAAGAAUACUCUGGGAAAAGUGACUAUCCAAAUUGACAAAGUUGUUACUGAAGGGGUAUACAGUGGAUUGUUCAGCCUUAAUCACGAUGGCAACAAAGACGGAUCUUCGCGCUCACUAGAAAUUGAGAUUAUCUGGUCCAACAGAAUAUCAAAUGAAGGUAUGUGAAGAGACAUACCUCGGAUGAGGAAUACGGCAAUUGGGCAGCAAAUACACCCACAAAGCUAUGCAAUAGAAAAAUAAAUAAUUAUCUUAAUAGGGCGGGCGAAUUUCUUAUGGUUGUAGUUGUUGAUGUCUUCUGGAGGUCCAGUUUUGUAGUCUUAAGUUGUCUUAAGUGUAAAUUAUAUUCGUUAACUUGAAAGUGGAAAGGCAUUGCCACGAUAUAGGAAUUUUAAAAGCUGAUAGGAGUUUGUACAGGUAAGUCUCUGUAGGUGUUAGCUUUUCAGAGAUACUAGGAAUAAACAUUUUAAAAUCCGUGAAUUUGAGCUUUUUCCAUGAAAUUAUGCCCUUUCAAUGACGUAAAUAGGGCUGUACAUGUUGUAUUUGUUACCUGUACUAUUUUCAAAUAGCAUCCACAUGGCCAUUGGUUUUGAGAAAAGAUUCCUUUUGGGCAACAAACUCUGAUAUGCAAAUUGUUGUUUGCAAUUUCUUGACUUGGUAAGUUUACCAAUCCCCAGUACCAUAUCAUGUACUUAUAGCAA
Messenger RNA from Morus notabilis, 7260 nucleotides. RefSeq names its product protein CELLULOSE SYNTHASE INTERACTIVE 3. Gene Ontology annotation, biological process: anisotropic cell growth; regulation of cellulose biosynthetic process. The coding region runs from base 308 to 6727 and encodes 2139 amino acids. The record is from RefSeq and is a predicted model, not a curated record. The transcript has 8 exons. Gene Ontology annotation, molecular function: microtubule binding. Gene Ontology annotation, cellular component: cellulose synthase complex. NCBI's taxonomy places the organism in Eukaryota, Viridiplantae, Streptophyta, Magnoliopsida, Rosales, Moraceae.